Molecule: messenger RNA, 1628 nt
Organism: Pomacea canaliculata
Lineage: Eukaryota; Metazoa; Mollusca; Gastropoda; Architaenioglossa; Ampullariidae
Exons: 2
Coding region: 882-1334 (150 amino acids)
Source: RefSeq, a predicted model, not a curated record
UAUAAGAAACUGUGUUUAAGUACACAGGGAAGUCUUUUUGCAUUUUUUAAACAACGGAAGUGACGCAGGCUAAAUUUUCCAAAGCCUUUUGGAAGCUUGAAAACUUUCCUGAAGACCUACUCGUACUCCCACUCUAAAAAGCUCAGUUCUGCCUGUGUCGGGUGCUGACCACACAAAGGGGUGGGCGUUGGCGGCUUGAGACCCACACCGACCCUCACUCCUUGUCGCAGCGCCAUCCCGCCGAUAAAACGCGCGCGCGCCCAGCCACGCGGUACCUGGGUGACAGCACGUGCGGCGCGAGACAGCAUCACCAUCAGCAGACGUCAACGACAACAGCGACGGAGGAAGAUCAGAAGUGGACUACGAUUUCAUUCGGAGACAAGAGAGUGUCAGUCUUAUAAGAAAACUGCCCACAGCUGCCAACUAACCCCUUGCAAACCUCGACUAACCCUGUGCUGUAGUUUGUGACUAAUUGUAAGGGGACAAUAAACUGGAGAAAGACUUUGUACAGGAAAAAAAAUCCUGAGCCAAAAUAUUUAUGAUUAUAGACACAGCAAACAUUUCCAGGACUUGUUAGGAAAGUUUAAUCAUUCAAUCCAGCUGUUUAGUGCUUAUGACUUUUUGUUACACAACCGAAAGAAGUCUCUUUGAAAGGACGACUGGCUGUUAGAAGCGAUAGCAUCUCCUGUCAACAGACGAUUCCACACGAGAAAAGUUCUGUCUCCGCCUGCAACCGCCAACUGCUCCGUCUGUCGAAACAUUGUAAAAAUUGAAGGUGACUAUUUGCACACGCCACCCGGGAGAACGCUAGUGGUGAUCCACCCGUAUCAAGCCGCUGGUCGCUACCCGCCAUUCGAGUACCCCAUCCAAAGUCCGUGAAAAUGACGACGAGGUCACAGGUCAUUCUAGUGCUGGCUGCCUGUGUUCUUACGCUCCACGUGCCUUGUCGUCGGGCCAUGUCUGUGGCAGAAAUGAAUGUCGACCUCCUGCCAGAUUUCGAUGUGUCGUUUCCAAGUUUCCCUAAAAGAGCUUCGACGGAAGUGGACGUGUGGUCGAUUUGCCCGCCUAAUAUGUCUGAUGUCGCCUGCUUCUACAGAUACCUACGAGUCUACGCCCUCCUCCGGAAGGCCGCCGAAGAAUCAGACCGCGUGUCCAUGAGGAACAUCGGCAAGCGAGGAGCAUCCUCCACAGACACCGCCUCCUUUGCUUCCAGGACACCCACCACGGCGCAUGCUUUGUGUCCGGAACACAUCUCGGUCUUGGAAUGUUACGACCUGAUGAAAAGCAUCUACGAUGCCAUCAUGGAGAACCUGCGCGACGAGGGCCUCCACUAACGGCCAUUUCGCUCUCGGCGUUACUGCAAGCGGCAACCGGGACUCGAUCCAGAACCUCCCUCACCCUCGGCAAGGACUACAAAACGUCAGCGGGACUGGGCAGAAGUGACCUUAAACUGGAUCGAAUAGAAAAAAUAACACUGAGUGACCUCUACUUGCACGACUGCCACCGGUCACGUGACACUGCAUACAAAGCUUGUUGACAGACAUCCGUUAUUUUGUGCACCUCCGUUGCAAUGUGUAUGAACCGUUUUAACUCUGAUUUCUUUCUUACACGAGGCGUUUAUGUCUUUC